CAUCCCGACGCUUAUCCACAGCCAGGGUGGUGUAAAGCAUUCCAAAAUGCCUCGAAUUUCAUCAGCAGAUCACGCAGGGCCGAGAGCAAAUCCAACGGCACCCAAAUUCCCACGCCAAUCGUCAUGACCGAAUCGGACAUCGCCCAGGCGACCCUUACGGCACUACGUGCCGCCGACUGGACGUGUACAGAACGCCAAAUACGACGGACUGUGGAAACCGCGUUGGGGUUGAAGCCAAAAGCUUUGGAUGAGGCGUCAAGUAAGAAAACAAUCAAAAGCAUCGUGGAGGCCUUCCUCAAGGACCCCGCCGCAUUCGCCGAGGAUACACCAACCAAACGAAGAUGGGGAGUCGGAUCGGAAGAAGGUGACGGGUCUGCAGGAAAAUCGGGGUCGGGGACAGAACAGGCCAAGGCGGACAAUGCGGCGGGUGUAGAUGGUGGGAAGGGGAAAGCGCGGCCGAAACGGGUGGUUGAUAGUGAUGACGAGGAUGAAGAGGAGGGGAAGAGCGACGGGGGGGUUAAGGACGGGGGUUCGGUCCGCAAGAAGGCAGCAAAGCGCGCGAACCGAAUCUUAGAUAGUGACGAUGAAGAGGAACCCGGCGGUAAGGACAGCGAGGAAGCGCCGGAGGAAGAAGAUGAGGAUAGGGAUGGUGAAGAGACGGACGAGAAACCGGCCAAAGCACCGCGGAAACGCACAUCGUCGACGAAAGGCGAGGGUGCGAGCAAGAAGCGAAAGUCAGAUCCGACCUCAAGGGGGAAAGGGGAUGGUGAGGAGAUUAAGGAGAAGGAUCAGAAGGCUAUUGCGUCGCUUAAAAAGUAUAUCGUUCAGUGCGGAGUGAAGAAGAAAUGGAGCACGGAGUUGGAUGGAAUGACUGGCCCGCAGCAAGUUCGGCAUUUACGGCGUAUCCUGGAGGAUUUGGGGGUGUCUGAACGGCCGACGUUAGAGAAAUGUAAACGGGUCAAGGCACAGAGGGAGUUUGCAGCCGAGAUCCAAGGUAAGUCUUCACAUGGGGAUUUCGCAUGCAGCCAUCAUUUUUACUGAUUGUGUCCAAAUCCCAUUAUAGAGCUGGACCCGGCCAAUAUCGUUUCCGAAGAGGGAAGUCCCAGGCGAAGCCGCCAAUAACAAUAGCUGUAGGAAUACCG
Messenger RNA from Fimicolochytrium jonesii, 1142 nucleotides. RefSeq lists its product as uncharacterized. The record is from RefSeq and is a predicted model, not a curated record. Lineage: Eukaryota; Fungi; Chytridiomycota; Chytridiomycetes; Spizellomycetales; Powellomycetaceae. The coding region runs from base 124 to 1041 and encodes 305 amino acids. The transcript has 5 exons. Gene Ontology annotation, cellular component: nucleus.